AGGCAGUGACAUCGAGCGUAAUAACUCGAGUGCACGGCUCGCGGAUGAUGCGAGUAAGCUCGCGUCGCGACAUGAGGUGAUCGACGCUUUCCUCAAACUAUAUUCAGUGAAAUAAUGUAAAAUAAUCGCAAUAAUAACGCUGAAUAACAGCGCUAGUGAAUAAACAAGCGUUUUAUAUAUGUCUGCCGGCCGGCGCGUCGUCGCGUCCACAAAAAAAAAGACUAAUUUUCGAUGUCAGUGCCCUUCAGAAUCCCAGUGUCAGUUUAGUGUGGUUUUAAAAUAGCUAAAUGGAUAAACAGCGUGCAAUGUUCGUAUGAGGAAGAAAGGGAACAGAAACAUUGUAAGUGGAGUGCGUUGAUAUUGUUGUGUAUGAGCAGAUAUGCGGAAUAGGUCGGCCCGAUUCCCGGAGAUUUUAGCAUACGAGUGGGGUGCCCGCCGCUGAUCGAACCACGGACGGAGAUGUCGGUGGGGCUGCAACGGCGAGUGCCGGCGCUGGACGAGGGCGCGGGCGGGGUGCCGGCGACAUGGAAGAGCGGCAACAACGACCCCCCCUUCCCCUCGUUCGCGCCGCCGGCGGGCUCGCCCGCGGGCCCCGCGUUCGCGGCCUCGCCCGCGCCGUCCACGCCGGGCCCGGGCGCCGGGUUCGCGGGCCCGCCGUACGCGGCCCCCGGCCCCUUCGGCAGCCCCUCAGCGCGGCCCGGCUCCGGCGGCGGCUUCCCCCCAGGGCCCCCGCAGCAGGCCCACUUCCCAGGUCCGGGUUUCGCCCCGCCUGGGUCACCUUUUCACCCGCACCCGCCGCAUCCGCCGCUGCCGCCGCACCCACACAUGAUGGCGCCACUACCGCCUCCUGUUGACAGGCGACACGCACCUUACUUCGGACAGCCAGACUACAGAGUUUAUGAGCUCAACAAAAGAUUACAACAAAGGACAGAGGAAUCGGACAACCUUUGGUGGGAUGCGUUCGCGACAGAGUUUUUCGAGGACGACGCGACGUUAACCCUAACGUUUUGUUUAGAAGACGGACCCAAAAGAUACACGAUUGGAAGGACCCUUAUACCGCGUUACUUUCGCAGCAUAUACGAGGGUGGUGUCUCAGAACUGUAUUAUACGAUGCGCCAGCCCAAGGAAUCCUUCCACAACACAAGCAUAACCCUGGACUGCGACCACUGCACCAUGGUCACGCACCACGGCAAACCCAUGUUCACAAAGGUGUGCACGGAGGGCCGGCUGAUCGUGGAGUUCACGUUCGACGACCUGAUGCGCAUCAAGUCGUGGCACCUGGCCGUGCGCGCGCACCGCGAGCUGAUCCCACGCCAGGCCGCGCUGCCGCCCGACGCCGCGGCGCUCGACCAUCUCACCAAGAACAUCACUCGCCAGGGCAUCACCAACUCCACGCUCAACUAUCUGCGGUUAUGCGUGAUACUGGAGCCGAUGCAGGAGCUGAUGUCGCGACACAAAGCGUACGCGCUGUCGCCGCGCGACUGCCUCAAGACCACGCUGUUCCAGAAGUGGCAGCGCAUGGUCGCGCCUCCCGAGUCGCAGCGGCCGGCGAGCAAGCGGCGCAAGCGCAAGGGCAGCGCGGGCGCGGGCGCCGCAGCCGCCGCGCCCGCCAAGAAGCGCUCGCCCGGGCCCAGCUUCAACCUCGCCUCGCAGGACGUGAUGGUGGUGGGCGAGCCGUCGCUGAUGGGCGGCGAGUUCGGCGACGAGGACGAGCGCUUGAUCACGCGGCUCGAGAACACGCAGUACGAGGGCGAGGACUGGCCCGCCCCGCCCCCCGCCUCACCCGCCAAGACCUCGCCCCAUCCCCACUGAGCUCCCGACCACCACACACCACACACCACUACCAUAUAAAUAUUAAUUAUUAUAGGCCCAGGAUAAAUUAUAAUAAUAAUAAUA
Plodia interpunctella (Indianmeal moth) is the source of this 1896-nucleotide messenger RNA. It is a transcript of the gene Chi, whose product is annotated as Chip. Gene Ontology annotation, biological process: positive regulation of transcription by RNA polymerase II; negative regulation of transcription by RNA polymerase II; nervous system development. The record is from RefSeq and is a predicted model, not a curated record. The transcript has 9 exons. Gene Ontology annotation, molecular function: LIM domain binding. NCBI's taxonomy places the organism in Eukaryota, Metazoa, Arthropoda, Insecta, Lepidoptera, Pyralidae. The coding region runs from base 460 to 1812 and encodes 450 amino acids. Gene Ontology annotation, cellular component: transcription regulator complex; nucleus.